AUGAACUCUGCCAUCCCCACCUGUGAGCACCCCAACCCCUUGCAGAGGGGUGAUGGUGUGCUCAGCUCCCAUGAAGGUGACAAAGGCAGGAAGAAGGAUGGCCAGCUCAAGAGUCCCAGCAGCAGCCACCUGGCUUAUGGCAUCCUGGAUAUCCCACCAUGGUAUCUCUGCAUCUUCUUGGGGAUCCAGCACUUCCUCACGGCCCUAGGGGGGCUUGUGGCAGUGCCGCUCAUCCUGGCUAAGGGCCUGUGUUUGCAGCAUGAUCCCCUGACCCAGAGCUACCUCAUCAGCACCAUUUUCUUCGUCUCUGGCAUCUGCACCCUCCUGCAAGUAUUUUUAGGAAUCAGGCUGCCCAUUCUCCAGGGAGGGACAUUUGCUUUUUUGGGACCCUCCCUGGCCAUGCUGUCUCUUCCCACCUGGACGUGCCCCACGUGGACCCUCAAUGCCAGCCAGGUGAACACCAGCUCACCUGAAUUCACUGAGGAAUGGCAGAAGAGGAUCCGAGAGCUGCAGGGAGCCGUCAUGGUUGCCUCCUGUGUCCAGAUGCUGGUGGGCUUCUCCGGCCUCAUUGGCUUCCUCAUGCGCUUCAUCGGCCCCUUGACCAUUGCUCCCACAAUCUCCCUGGUGGCCCUGCCUCUCUUCGAUUCCGCGGGUGACGACGCCGGGAUCCACUGGGGGAUUGCUGCCACGACCAUCUUCCUCAUCGUGCUGUUUUCUCAGUACCUGAAAAACAUCGCAGUGCCCGUGCCCGUUUAUGGACGAGAGAAGAAGUGUCACACCUCUAAGUUCUACCUGUUUCAGGUCUUCCCUGUACUGCUGGGGCUCUGCAUCUCGUGGCUGCUCUGCUUUGUGCUCACAAUCACCGAAGCCCUCCCUUCAGCACCCACAGCCUACGGGUACCUGGCCCGCACUGACACCAAAGGCAACGUCCUGAGCCAGGCUCCGUGGUUUCGCUUCCCUUACCCAGGUCAGUGGGGCCUCCCCACCAUCAGCCUGGCUGGGGUCUUUGGGAUCAUUGCAGGGGUAAUCUCCUCAAUGGUGGAGUCAAUAGGCGAUUAUUAUGCCUGUGCCCGCCUGGUGGGGGCACCACCCCCUCCGAAGCACGCCAUCAACCGAGGCAUCGGCAUCGAGGGCCUGGGCUGCCUGCUGGCAGGGGCCUGGGGGACAGGGAACGGCACCACCUCCUACAGCGAGAAUGUGGGCGCACUGGGCGUCACCAAGGUAGGAAGCAGGAUGGUGAUUGUCGUUGCGGGCUGCGUGCUGCUCCUGAUGGGCAUAUUUGGGAAGAUCGGGGCUGCAUUUGCCACCAUCCCGACACCUGUGAUCGGAGGCAUGUUCCUGGUGAUGUUCGGGGUCAUCACUGCCGUGGGGAUUUCCAAUCUGCAGUACGUGGACUUGAACUCAUCCAGAAACCUCUUCAUCUUUGGCUUCUCCAUCUUCUGUGGGCUUGCCAUUCCCAACUGGGUGAACAAGAAUCCAGAGAGGCUCCACACAGGGAUUAUUCAGCUGGACCAAGUCAUCCAGGUGCUGCUGACCACGGGCAUGUUUGUUGGUGGAUUUCUGGGAUUUCUGUUGGACAACACCAUCCCUGGAAGUCUGGAGGAGAGAGGCCUUCUGGCAUGGAAUCAAGUCCAGGAGGAGUCUGAGGAGACUACGAAGGCUUUGGAGGUCUACGGCCUCCCCUGGGGGAUCGGCACCAGGUUCUGCACGUCCUCCUGCGCCCAGUACCUCCCCUUCUGGCCCCGGGAAGGCGCGGUGGGAGUGAGCCAGCUCUCGCUCUGGCCCUGGGACUCCUCAGGAGAGCGGCCCCCGAGCGCCACAGACACCCGGAUGUGA
Molecule: messenger RNA, 1836 nt
Organism: Budorcas taxicolor (takin)
Lineage: Eukaryota; Metazoa; Chordata; Mammalia; Artiodactyla; Bovidae
Product: solute carrier family 23 member 1-like
Exons: 12
Coding region: 1-1836 (611 amino acids)
Biological process (GO): transmembrane transport
Cellular component (GO): membrane
Molecular function (GO): transmembrane transporter activity
Source: RefSeq, a predicted model, not a curated record